Messenger RNA from Dermochelys coriacea (leatherback sea turtle), 1962 nucleotides. RefSeq names its product interferon-inducible GTPase 5-like. The record is from RefSeq and is a predicted model, not a curated record. Lineage: Eukaryota; Metazoa; Chordata; Testudines; Dermochelyidae. Gene Ontology annotation, cellular component: membrane. The transcript is spliced from 2 exons. Gene Ontology annotation, molecular function: GTP binding; GTPase activity. Bases 273 to 1442 code for a protein of 389 amino acids.
UUUCACUUUCCCUGCUCGCUGAUCAGGAGCAAGCCAGAGGUGGAGGAAGGCAGCAGGAGAAAGCCGGGUGCCCAGCCAAAGGUAGGCAGGGGAGGCCCCCGCACAGAGAGGGGGCGGCAGGAAGAGGGGGAGCAAGGAGACCAUAGAUGGUGAUAGCAGCUGAGACACUGUGAGCAGGAUGGGGUGAGCCGUGUGCCCACAGAUUGCUGCCCCUUCCCAGAGACCAUCAACCCCCCCUGAGCGCAGCCCAGCCUGGGGGACGACUGAGCACCAUGGCUGUCAAUGAAUUCAAAGAUGCUGUCUAUAAAGGGAGGCUGACACAUGCAAUUUCUAAUGUGCAGCAGAGACCGCUGGAGUUGUUUAACAGCCACACCCUCAGCAUUGCCGUCACUGGGGAGUCGGGCUCUGGGAAAUCCUCCCUCAUCAACGCCAUGCGGGGGCUAUGUGCUGGUGAUGAAGGUGCUGCUGAAACUGAGAUGCUAGAUACCAUGAGGGAGCUGACGGCUUAUCCAGAUCCCAUUCUUCCAGGUGUCACGCUCUGGGACCUGCCAGGGGUGGGGACGUUCUAUUUCCCUCUAGACACCUACUGUGAGCAGCUCAAUUUGAGCCAAUACGAGUUCUUCAUCAUUGUUGGCUCCCAGCGCUUCCGCUCCGACCACGCCAGGCUGGUCCGUGAGAUCCAGAGAACGGGCAAGAGGUUCUAUUUUGUGCGCUCCAAAGCCGACGUGGACCUGGAUGCUUCCAAGAGGCAGCGUCCCCCCAGCUACAACCAGAAGAGGAUCCUGAAGCAGAUCAGGGAGGACUGCAGGAGAGGCAUAGCAGCUGAGGGAGUAGGCCACCCACAGGUAUUUGUCGUUUCGAGUAGGGAAACCAACUGCUACGAUUUUCCCCUCCUGCGACAAACUUUGCAGACGGACCUGCUGAUCCUGAAGAGACACGCGUUCCUGCUUAGCCUGCCUGCUGUCGCCUUGCCCAUCGUCAACCAGAAGAAAGCCAAUCUGAAGGGGGAGAUUUGGAAAAUAGCCCUUCUCUCAUGUCUUCUCGCUGCCAUUCCUGUCCCAGGCAUCGCUUUCUUGUGCACCUUCUUCCUCUUCAGAAAACACCUGUUCCAAUACUACAGCAGCUUCGGUGUGGAUGACAGGUCCCUCUCUGCUCUCGCCCAGCAGGUUGGGAGGCCCGUGCGGGAGCUGAUGGCCGUGAUGACGUCCUUGGGAACGACCCCCAUGACGGCUCUGAAGCUGUUGUCGGAUUUGGUGGGGACUGCCGUGAUGGGAGCGGAAUAUUCGUGGAAGCGCCUCCCCGUAUUUGGUGCCAGGGUGUCUGGAGGGGUGGCGCUGGUUACCACGUACUUCAUGCUGCGGAAGUGUUUGGCGUCUGUAGCUGAUGAUACCCAGCGGGUUCUGAGCAAAGCUCUGGAGGCCGAACGGGAAAACACCAUCUAGGAUUUGGUGUUGCAUUGGAUGAGCCUGCUGCUGUCUAGAAGACACAGUCUUGGACUUCAAGCAGGAAAGAUUCCUGCUUCUUCAUCCAGGAGUUGCAUGUGUAGGCCAAAAGCCUAAUGGAAAGAAAUCGUCUUAAGUAAAAUUUUGCUUAUUUUGCUUUAUACUCCAUUUUGCUAGCUUUGAAUUAGUACGAAGAAAUUAUUCUGAGUUUAUUUUUUGCUGAUUGUGUUAACAUUUGUUCUUCGAAGGAUAGAUGUUUUAUGGCUGUAAUUGCAUUAUUUACUGUUUGAUGUGAGUGAAGAAUGUAUGGUAAUUAACUGAGAAAGGACAACUGGGCCGGAUGGUCAAGAAGGGAGUGGAGGAGUCAAGAGGCAUCAACUUCAUGAUCAAUCACCCUGAUGGCAGAUUGACGAUCCUAAAGCAAAGGCAUACGCCCCAAGGACAAGAUAAGGAGUUGAUCCAAAGGGACGAGAAAGAAACAGCUGCAGAUCCUCCCGGUAACAACUUAAAAUAAUGCUAA